AUGUCUGUUCUCCUCAUUGGUGGUACCGGCAAGACUGCACUGCGCGUGGCUGCCUUGCUGUCAGAAUCCAACAGGGCUUUCCUCUUGGCCUCGCGGAGGGGCCCUGAUGCUGCACCAAGUCAAUACCCUGCCAUUAAGUUUGAUUGGACAGUUGAGUCGACCUGGGGUAGAGCUUUUGAGAUUGGGCCAGUAGAAUCUGUCUACCUGAUGGAACCCCAGGUCGCUCAGCCUUGGGUGCCCAUGAUCAAGUUUGUUGAUUUUGCCAGGCAAAAGGGCGUCAAGCGGUUUGUUCUGUGUGCCGGAACCUCUACAGCUAUUGGCAAGGACGGUAUGGGCAGAGUGUGGGAGCAUUUUAUCCAGACAGGCGUGGAUUACUGUGUGCUCCGCCCAUCUUGGUUUAUGGAGAACCUUAUCGAGCCUGGACCUGUGCACACAAUUACCAAGCUUGAUACCAUUUUCACUGCUACACAAGAUGGGCAGAUCCCCUUUAUCAGCGCUGAUGAUAUUGCCAACGUGGCUUACCAUGCCUUGACGGAUGCAAAACCGCAGAACCGAGAUGUCAGAGUUCUUGGACCUGAGAUUCUGACAUACGACAAGAUUGCCGCCACUCUAUCGGAGAUUCUUGGUCGCAGAAUCGAGCAUGUGAAGCUCGACAAGGCACGUCGGAUUGACGGGUUGGCCAAGGCUGGUGUUUCGGAUUACUACGCUCAAUUUCUUGCCAACCUAGAGGUACUCGCCUCGGAGGACUUUGAAAAAGCCACAGGUACUGAUGUACAGGACCUGACUGGCCGCCCUCCCAAGAGUUUCAGAGAGUUUGCUGAAGAGAAUAAGGGUAUCUGGGCACCAGCAACGUGA
Molecule: messenger RNA, 855 nt
Organism: Pestalotiopsis fici W106-1
Lineage: Eukaryota; Fungi; Ascomycota; Sordariomycetes; Amphisphaeriales; Sporocadaceae
Exons: 3
Coding region: 1-855 (284 amino acids)
Source: RefSeq, a predicted model, not a curated record